Messenger RNA from Onychostoma macrolepis, 6467 nucleotides. RefSeq names its product NACHT, LRR and PYD domains-containing protein 12-like. Gene Ontology annotation, molecular function: protein binding. The transcript has 10 exons. Bases 481 to 4047 code for a protein of 1188 amino acids. NCBI's taxonomy places the organism in Eukaryota, Metazoa, Chordata, Actinopteri, Cypriniformes, Cyprinidae. The record is from RefSeq and is a predicted model, not a curated record.
UUGUAGUUUUUCUAACGCGUUUUAUUCGUGUUUGUAGUUCUGGACCGAAUCCUUCGCCAAAGCGCAAUGGAUUGUGGGCAAUUUUAGCCAUUAGUGUGCGCACGGAUUCACAAAAAUCGACCUGAAAUAGUAGACCAUCCGGGACUUUUGGCAUACUCUUUUCAACAUACUAUGCUUUGGGACACACUUAUUGUAGUCUCACAUACUAUUUAGGAUGGAUAGUAUGAACAUUGGGACGCAGGGUAAUUCAGUACAGAACUUAUAGGAUGUUGCGCAUGCGCGCCUGAACGAGUCACUCCCGAAACGACUCGUUCUUCAAGAGUCACAUUAAAGAUUCGUUCAAAAUGAACGACUCAUUCCAUCACUGUUCUUCACUCCGAGGCGAAACCGAAAGUCAACUCGAGAGGAAAAUGCGGAAGUUUUGAAGACUUAAUUACUUUUCAUAAACAUCCCAUUAAGGUCUGAAGUCAGUUUGUCAUUAUGGAGAGCAGAGAGAGAUCUCCAUCUCCCGAUCACAGCUGUGUGUCUCUGAAGAGUGACAGAUCUAUGGGUCCUCCUCCUAAAUUCAGUGUUGAUCCAGUGACCUUUGACCCCAGAGUUUACAGCAAGAUUUACUUUGAUCACCCGGACUUCAUCAAGCUAAAAUACUCUCCUUUGGAACUUUUUCAGUAUGAACACUCUGCGCCUCCUGCUACAUGUGUUCUGGAUACACUGCGCUCACUACAUCUCCUCCGUCGGCCAAAAUAUGUUCAUCAAGGCUCCCGCCGGAAUUUGCAAGCAAGCGGUGCUGGUAUAACGUCAGUUUGGACUCAGAGGCACUUGGAUUGUCAUCAUCUAUCUCCACGUCGUGUUUGUCCUGCGAACUUCUCCUACCUUCAGAAGUCUACUGCAUCCAGUGGAGGUGUCUUCCUUGACACAAUCAGAAGCAAUAGAGAUGAUCAGACUGGAGACCUGGAUUCUCCUCAACCAGUGAAUGAUGAAAUACAGAGAGUCAAAGAGCAGCUUAAAACCAGCAUUAAGAACAAGUAUGAGAGAUUAUUUGAGGGACUGAAACUCCAGGAGAAUGAAACCCUCCUGAACAGGAUCUACACACAGCUCUACAUCAUAGAGGGAGAGAGUGAAGGAGUGAAUGAAGAACAUGAGGUUUUACAGAUGGAGAAAAUAGCCAGAACACAACACUCACAACACACGCCAAUCUACUGCAAUGACAUCUUUAAAGCCUCACCUGAACCAGGAUGUGAGGAGAAAGACCAGAUCAAGACUGUUCUUACUAAAGGCAUCGCUGGAAUCGGAAAAACCGUCUCUGUGCAGAAGUUUAUUCUGGACUGGGCCGAGGGAAAAGCCAAUCAGGAUGUAGAUUUCAUGUUUGUGCUUCCAUUUCGAGAGCUGAACUUGAUCCAAGAUCAUCAGUACAGUCUUCACAGACUUCUGCUGGACUUUCAUCCUGAACUUCAAGAUCUGGACUCAAAGAUUUAUGAGGAGUGUAAAGUUGUGUUCAUCUUUGAUGGUCUGGAUGAAAGCAGAAUCACACUGAUGUUUUCAGACGAUCAGAAAGUUUGUGAUGUGAAUGAGACUUCAUCAGUGAGUGUGUUGAUAUCAAAGCUCAUGAAAGGAGAGCUGCUUCCCUCUGCUCUCAUCUGGAUCACCUCCAGACCAGCAGCAGUCAGUCAGGUCCCCUCCAAAUACAUCAACCAUCUGACUGAAAUUCAGGGAUUCGAUGAGCCCCAGAAGGAGGAAUAUUUCAGGAAGAGAAUCAGUGACCAGCAUCAAGCCAGCAGAAUCAUCUCACACAUCAGAGGAGCAAGAAGCCUCCACAUCAUGUGCCACAUCCCCGUCUUCUGCUGGAUCUCAUCCACUGUGCUUCAGAAGAUCCUGAAAGAAGAUCUGAGUGCAGAAAUCCCUCAAACUCUGACUGAAAUGUACAUCCACUUCCUGCUGAUUCAGAUCAACAUGAGAAACCAGAAGUAUGAAGAGAGAGAUCCAGAGAAACUCCUGCGGGCCAACAGAGAAGUGAUUAUGAAACUUGCUGAAGUGGCUUUCAAACAGCUGAUGAAGGGCAAUGUGAUGUUCUAUGAGGAGGACCUGAUUGAGAGCGGCAUAGACGUCACUGACGCCUCAGUGUAUUCUGGGAUUUGCACUGAGAUCUUUAAGGAGGAAUCUGUGAUUCAUCAGAGGAAAGUCUACAGCUUCAUUCAUCUGAGCGUUCAGGAGUUUCUCGCUGCUUUCUAUGUGUUUUACUGCUAUUUAACAGAGAACAAGGAGCCACUGCGUGAAUUUAUAUUUUACAGCUUUGAUAAAAUCUCUCUGUAUGAUCUACUGUCAUCAGCGGUAGAAAAAGCCCUUAAGAGUAAGAAUGGACAGCUGGAUCUGUUCCUGCGGUUCCUGCUGGGCGUCUCACUGGAGUCCAAUCAGAGACUCUUACAGGAUCUACUGACACACACAGAGAACAGCUCAGAGAGCAUCAGAGAAACCACACAGGACAUUAAAGCCAAGAUCAAAGGUAGAUAUCAUCAUCUCUCAGCUGGUCAGUCCAUCAAUCUGUUCCUCUGUCUGCUGGAAGUGAAAGAUCAGACUCUGUCCAGAGAGAUUCAGGAGUUUGUAAAAUCAGACAAACACUCAGAGAAGAAACUAUCUCCUGCUCACAGCUCAACAAUCGCCUACAUUCUUCAGAUGUCAGAGGAGCCGCUGGAUGAGCUGGACCUCAAGAAAUACAACACAUCAUAUGAGGGGAGAAGAAGACUGAUACCAGCUGUGAUCAACUGCAGAAAAGCCCUAUUUUCUGACUGUGAUCUCUCAGAUCAGCAUUGUGAAAUUGUGUCUUCAGCUCUACAAUCCUCAAACUGUGUCCUGAGAGAGCUGGAUCUGAGUAACAAUCAUCUGCAGGACUCUGGUGUGAAGUUGAUUUCUGAUGGACUGAGUCCAAACCAUCAGCUGCAGAUACUGAGGCUUGCUGUCUGUAAUCUCACUGCUCAGUGUUGUGAGAGUUUGUCAUCAGCUCUACAAUCCUCAAACUCUGUCCUGAGAGAGCUGGAUCUGAGUAACAAUGACCUGCAGGACUCUGGUGUAAAGAUUAUUUCUGAUGGACUGAAGAGUACAAACUGUCAGCUGCAGUUACUGAGGCUUGCUGGUUGUAAUCUCACUGCUCAGUGUUGUGAGAGUUUGUCAUCAGCUCUACAAUCCUCAAACUCUGUCCAGAGAGAGCUGGAUCUGAGUAACAAUGACCUGCAGGACUCUGGUGUAAAGAUUAUUUCUGAUGGACUGAAGAGUACAAACUGUCAACUACAGAUACUGAAGUUGUCUGGCUGUAUGGUGUCAGAGGAAGGCUGUGGUUAUUUGUCUUCAGCUCUGAGUUCAAACCCCUCACAUCUGAGAGAGCUGGAUCUGAGCUACAAUCACCCAGGACAAUCAGGAGUCCUGCUGCUCAAACACAAAUUGCAGGAUCCAAACUAUAAACUGCAGAUAUUUAAUGUGGAUCAUGGAGGAGAGAUCAUGAUGACAGCAGGACUGCGAAAGUAUGCCUGUGAUCUCACACUGGAUCCAAACACAGCAAACACUCAACUCAUUCUGUCUGAUGAGAACAGGAAGCUCACACGUGUGUUUGAGGAUCAGCCGUAUCCUGAUCAUCCAGAGAGAUUUGUUGAGGUUCCUCAGGUUCUGUGUGUUGAGAGUCUGACUGGACGCUGUUACUGGGAGGCUGAAUGGAGCGGAGAUAAGGCUGAAAUAUCAGUGUCAUAUAAAGGAAUCAGCAGGAAAGGAUGGAGUGAAUUUGGAUUCAGUGACAAAUCCUGGAGUCUGACCUGUUCUGGUAACAGAUUGACUGUCCUUCACAAUAAUAACAGAACUGAUAUAUCGGCCAUCCGUUCAUCCUCUAAUAGAGCAGGAGUGUAUGUGGAUGUAUCGACUGGCUCUCUGUCAUUCUACAACGUCUCUGACACACACACACUCACACACUUACACACAUUCAAGACCACAUUCACUGAACCCAUCUGUGCUGGGUUUAGACUUUAUCCUGAUUGCUCAGUGUCUCUGUGUGAUAUUAAACGAUAGAGAGACUCUGUAAAUCCUCUUUCUGAUGUUCACAUGCACACAAACUCAUCAAAUCUCACAUCAUGUGUCAUGCCUGGUUUUGGGGUUUGUUUCAUGUUCUUGUUUUCAUAUCUUUUAUUUUGUAAUUUGAUUCAUGCCAUUUGAUUCGUGUCAUGCUUCCCUUGCCCUCAUGUAUUUCUUCCUUGUGUAUUUGUCAUGUUGUGAUUGGUUGUUCUAGUUAUGUCUUGUUACUCAUUGGUUAUUGUCCUGUCAUGUGGUUCUCAAUUUUGUUUGCUCAUUGGUUGAUUCUUGUCAUGUGACCCUUGGUGUUUGCUGUAAGUAGACCUCAUGUUGCCAUUAGGCUUGUUUGAGAUGAACUAUACUAGCCUGUCACUGAGUAGUCGCUUGCAGUUGGGAAGGAAUUAAAAGUGGAGAUGUCAAGUCGGAGACUUUCGGCUGGUCUCGUUUUGCUCUCGCGGUACUUUGAUGGCACAUGUGCUCGUAAGGCAGCUGCAGCACCGGUCGAAGUCGGUCUUUGUUUCUAAAUCUCUGAUGUGAACUGGUGACCGUAUGAAUGUGAUUGACAUCAGCAGAAUGAAACACAGAGGCUGAAUUGACUCCGAAUGAAUCCGUCUCCUGAUCGUCUGCUUUAUUAUUCUGUCUGCGCUGAUUUAACACUCAGUUCACUAAAUGAAUUCUGUACAAACACUCACAGUAUCGCUGCUAAACACCGUUGAUCUCGCUGUAAUUCCAGUCUUUCAGAAGCUUCAGAGCUUCAAUCUGCUGCUUGAUCACUAGAAAAUCUUCAUCAGUAUCUCUUCUUCUGAAAUGAUUGUCUUUUCUGCUUUAUUAGGUCUCCACGAGCACAACAGCUUUAUAUGACAGGAGCCUCAGCUCUCACUCCGAUAUCUUUGAGUAAACAACAGGCCAAAGUAAAGCUGAUAUCUGCAUGUGUUCAUUUAAUUAUCUUUCUGUCUGGGCAGCAGUAGUACUUUUUAAAAGGACAAAAUAGUAAUCAAAGAUAAGGUUAUUGGGCCCCGAGAGCCAAAGCAGUGUGACGGAGGACAUUUCUAUACAUUUUUUAAAAUAUAUUUCAUCAGCUGAGCCCAGUUGGAUAUGAAUAUUAAAUAUAUAAGAUAAUAUGUAUAACAGGCUAUUAUUGUUUUUACAUUAGGUAGCUUAUGUAUGGCAGAUUAAAUUAUGUAAGAUAUAAUGAAUGAUCAGAGAUACUGUAUGGGUGUUCAGGGUUUUAUUAUUUAUAUUAAGAUGUCAGAUCAUGUGUUUAAUCUAAUAUCAUUUUUCUAUUGAGAUAUAUCUUAUGUAUGGCAGAAGGCUUUGAAUGAUCAAAGUUACUUUUGCUUAAAAAUAUCUACUAAAAACAAAGCAAUAAUAGACAAUUAAAACACUAUUAUCCUGAGCAGGAAAAAAAAAAAUUGUACAAUUGAUAAAUGUCAGUGAAUUCACGCAGUCACAGCCUCCACUGUCACCACAGUCAUCAGCCACCACUCACACCAGAUCACACUCACCUGAAUUCUGAUCACCUGCACCUGCUGCCUCCAAUCAAGCCACCUUUAAGAACACACUUCACUUAAUCACUCAUCUAGAAUGGUAUCUGACUCCUGUGUGUAUACUUACCUUUAGAUCUCCAGAUGAUUCUCCAACGUUGAUCUCCCCCAUCCCUGGACACCCGAUCACCAGCGAUCCGGCAAUGAAACCGUAUAUCAGUAAAUAGCUAAGAACUCGAGAACUAAACACAGUGUUUGAUACUCACCUGCCUCUGUUCAUCUUGAUCUGCUACCUCAAGUCUGUUAAUCUUCCUUAAGCGUAAAGGAGCAACCGUUGAUAAAGUGCAAGAAAAGAGAGAGUCCAUAGUUUCUGUUACAUCAAGUUAUUCUGAGCUAUUGGAUAUGAGAAGUCAGGAAGAUUAUUUAUAAAGCAGUCUUUUGUGGUAGAAGUGUUGGUUCUACCAUAUUUGUAACAAGGAAUUGGCGUUACAGCUUUAGCUAUAUGGAAUAUAUAGGAGACUAGAUAAUGAUCUGAGAUAUCUUUGCUCUGCUGCAAAAUUUCAAUGCCACUGACAUCAAUUCCAUGUGACAGUAUUAAAUCUAGAGUAUGAUUUCGACAAUGAGUAGGUCCUGACACGUGUUGUUAAACACCAAUAGAGUUUAGAAUGUCUAUAAAUGCUGAUCCCGACUGUUGUUGAAAAAUGAAAUGUUUUUCAUUAUCAACAUGGGUAUUAAAAUCACCAACAAUUAGGACUUUAUCUGCAGCCAGCACUGACUCCGAUAGAAGAUCAGCAAAUUCUUUAAUAAAGUCUGUAUGGUGGCCUGUAUACAGUAGCCAGUACAAACAUCACAGGGGAUUUUUCACUGAUUUAUUUUAGUUCAGAUCAAAGCGUAAAUACACGUAUAAUAGCGCAUCCUUGUGUUGCAGCUGAUACA